Molecule: messenger RNA, 1573 nt
Organism: Nicrophorus vespilloides
Lineage: Eukaryota; Metazoa; Arthropoda; Insecta; Coleoptera; Silphidae
Gene: Rpn5
Product: 26S proteasome non-ATPase regulatory subunit 12
Exons: 4
Coding region: 159-1517 (452 amino acids)
Cellular component (GO): cytoplasm; nuclear proteasome complex; proteasome regulatory particle, lid subcomplex
Source: RefSeq, a predicted model, not a curated record
CCACUAGAAAUUUGCCGACAGAAAAGUCAGAAAAAGUGUUUGUAAUCAGUGACUGGCGUUUUCACAUAAAUAUUAGAAGAAUAACAAAUUCGUCCAACACCUGAGUUACUCGCAAUUACGACUUAACAUCGACUAGUUUCCCAUAUAAAGUAUCAACCAUGGAGUCGAUAGCCACAGAUUCUGGUAAGAUCGUGAAGAUGGAAGUGGAUUACACCUCCGCUUGCGACGACAAGAUCCCAGAAUGCAAGAAACUUGCAAAAGCAGGAAAAAUGCAUGAUGCACUUGACUGUCUUCUGGCAUUCGAGAAGCAAACCAGGACUGGAGCUGAUAUGGUAUCAACUGGCCGUGUCCUUGUUGCUAUUGUACAAAUCUGCAAAGAAGCUAACAACUGGCCAGCCCUGAACGAGCACAUCAUGAUGCUUUCCAAGCGCCGUUCUCAAUUGAAACAAGCAGUUGCUAAGAUGGUACAGGAAUGCUGCACCUAUGUAGAUUUAACCCCAGACAAGGAGGUCAAAGUUAAACUUAUUGAUACCUUAAGGCAAGUCACUGAGGGCAAGAUUUACGUGGAAGUUGAGCGCGCCAGAUUGACGCAUAAAUUGGCGAAUAUCCGCGAGGAAGAAGGGGAUAUAACUGAAGCUGCGAAUAUCAUACAGGAAUUGCAAGUGGAAACAUAUGGUUCCAUGGAGAAGAGGGAGAAGGUUGAAUUGAUCUUGGAACAAAUGCGCUUGUGUUUGGCCAAGGAGGAUUACAUUCGCACGCAGAUUAUCUCCAAGAAAAUUAACACUAAAUUCUUUGAUGAUGAAAGCACUCAAGACUUGAAGUUGAAGUAUUACAGGUUGAUGAUGGAGAUGGAUCAACAUGAGGGAUCUUAUUUGGCUACAUGCAAGCAUUAUAGGGCUGUUUUGAAUACUACAUCCAUUCAGGCUGUGCCUGAGGACAAGCAGAACGCGGCUCAAGCCGUUGUCCUUUACUUGGUUUUGGCUCCUCACGAUAACGAGCAAGCCGAUCUUACUCACAGAGUUUUGGCUGAUAAAAUCCUAGAGGAAAUACCUUUGUUCAAGGAACUGUUGAAGCUCUUCACAACUUCCGAGCUGAUUAAAUGGUCUGCGCUUUGCGAGCAAUACGAGAAGGUCUUGAAAGCAACGCCAGUCUUCAACGGAAACGAUGAUCAGAGCAAGCAGAGAUGGAAGGACAUGAGGAAUAGAGUUGUCGAGCAUAACAUUCGCGUGAUGGCCAAGUACUACACCCGCAUUAAGUUGGCGCGUAUGGCCGAGCUUUUGGAUCUGAGCACCGGAGAAACUGAAGAGUUCUUGUCGCAGAUGGUCGUUUCGAAGACGGUGACAGCUAAAACGGAUCGUCCAUCCGGCGUUGUCCACUUCCAACAGAGCAAGGACCCCAGCGACGUGCUCAACGACUGGGCCCAUGACCUCUCCUCACUGAUGGGUCUGGUCAAUAAGACCACUCAUCUCAUCAACAAGGAAGAGUGCAUCCACAAACAUCUAGCUGUUACCGCCUAAAUCCUUUACUAAUAUUUUCAUUCAAAAAGAAGCAAAUAUAUCUAUCUGUUUGAUAG